This is a messenger RNA of Humulus lupulus (European hop), 1131 nucleotides long. RefSeq lists its product as uncharacterized. The transcript has a single exon. The record is from RefSeq and is a predicted model, not a curated record. The coding region runs from base 1 to 1131 and encodes 376 amino acids. Lineage: Eukaryota; Viridiplantae; Streptophyta; Magnoliopsida; Rosales; Cannabaceae.
AUGCUUUGCAGUAAACUUGCUUCUAUUCUCCCAUCUCUAAUCAAUCAAAAUCAGGGAGCUUUUAUAAAGCGUAGAUCACUUGCUUAUAAUGUUCUCAUUCUUCAAGACCUAAUUAAGGGUUACAAUAGGAAACAUUAUUCUCCUUGUUGCUUGAUGAAGAUUGACAUUAGUAAAGCUUAUGACUCCAUAGAUUGGGACUUCUUGGAGAAUUUUUUGAAAGCUCUUAGAUUUCCUAGUCGAUUUAUCAGAUGCAUCGUGGUCUGUUUAAGAGGAACUUCCUACUGUUUGUUGAUGAAUGGUCGGAUUCAAGGUUGUUUUCAGGGUGGUAAAGGGCUUCGACAAGGUGACCCUAUCUCCCCAAUGCUCUUUGUAAUAGUGAUGGAUUACCUUACCCAUUUAUUGCUUAAAGCUUCCAAGGAAAAAGACUUCAGAUUCCAUCCUUUAUGCAAAUCUCUAAACCUUAUUAGUCUUUGUUUUGCUGAUGAUUUACUUCUAGUUUGCAAAGCUAAUAAAAAUUAUGUACAGAUUAUUCAAAGAACAUUUGAGGUCUUCUCCUCUUCCUCGGGUCUGGUUAUAAAUAAUUAUAAGUCUCGAAUUUAUUUUGGAGGAGUUUCUGAUCCUGUUAAAGACUCUCUCUUGAAACUUUCUCAGUUGGCUGAAGGGGUCUUUCCCCUGACUUAUCUUGGAGUUCCAUUGAGACCAAAAAAAUGGAAGGCAAUUGAGUGUGAUCUUAUCCUUAAGAAUAUCAUAUUGAGGUUACAUGUCUGGGCCAGUACACAUCUCUCUUAUGCAGGUCGGGUUCAAUUAGUCCAUUCAGUUCUGUUGGGAAUCAGAAAUUAUUGGAUGAGCAUUUUUUUGUUACCUGAGGGUGUCAUUAGAGGAAUUGAUCAUCUAUGUAGGAACUUUCUUUGGGGAGAAAAAGGUUCCCGAAGUAAAUUUUAUCUUUCCUCUUGGGAACAAGUUUGUCGUCCAAAAAGUUAUGGUGGUUUGGGUUUUAAAGAGGGGCCUAUCUGGAAUAAAAUUCUGCUAGCAAAAUAUAUCUGGGCUGUCUCUUCUAAGCAGGACUUACUUUGGGUGAAAUGGGUGAAUUGUAUCUACUUAAAAGGGAGUCAGAUUUGGGACUAUGUUUAG